AGUAUUUAUUAGUUGCAUCAAAAGUUAGAGCGGUAAAGGGAUGAAGAACCCUUGCAAGAGUACUUACUAAAAACCCUCCACCUUACAAACUAUUCAUCCAUCAUCACCUUCUUGCACCAGAAAGGAACUAACACCACUUCUGUCUUACUGUCAGAGUGAUCUGUCGUACUUAGAGAGAGAGAGAGAGAGAGAGAGAGAGAGAGAGAGCAUGGAUUGGAACGGUAAUCUUAGAGUCCCUUUUGUUUCUCGACCAGCAGCAGUCGAGAAUUCCUACAACUUUCACUACAACUUUAACUAUGACCAGUUCCCAGUACUAGAAAUGAAGCAGCCGCCAAUGCUGACAACCCCACAACAAGCAAUGCUGCCAACGUUGGCGGACAAGAACAACAGCAUGAUGCACAAUUUCGGGCAGGAUCCGAAGAAGAAACGUCUGAGCAACGAGCAGUUGGAGUCGUUGGAGAACAGUUUCCAGGAGGAGAUCAAGCUGGAUCCCGACAGGAAGAUGAAACUGGCCAAAGAACUCGGGCUGCAGCCCCGACAGAUUGCUGUCUGGUUCCAGAACCGGAGGGCUCGAUGGAAGGCUAAGCAGCUCGAGCGCUUGUACGACGCACUUAAAAGGGAGUACGACGCUGUUUCCAGGGACAAGCAGAAGCUGCAACAGGAGGUCAUGGCACUGAGGGCAAUACUGAAGGAGCACCUGGCGAAGAAGCAAGUACUCUCAACAGGCUACACAGACAUCUCCGGUGAAGAAACAGUGGAGAGCACGUCGAUUCCGACCUCCAACGACCCGUCUCCUCCGACCACGACAAACAGCCUGCAUCAGAUCAACGCAGAUCAUCAAUGCAAUAAUAAUUACGGGUUGAACGUCGACGACUACAAUAAUCCAGUGAUGAUGCCUCCCUACUGGGCUGCUGCUGCUGCGCCUUCUUGUCCUUGAACUAGUUAGUUAUAAUUAAUGACUAGCUGCUUAGUUUGUUGUUUAUAUCUCUGUUACAACUUGUCUUGAGUCUGAAUUGAUGAUGAGUUGUUAGGAUAAUGGAGUGGGUACGUACGUAGGUCAAGAUUUGAGGUUUUAGUUUUCGGAGCUAGCUAGGGAGAGUAUUAUUAACAGCAGCCAACUGGCAGAGGGCUGGUUGAUCUCAUAGAGGAAGACUCUACUGGUUCUGGACUACUUCUAGUUAGUAGUUGCUAAUGUUUAACAUUCAAGAAUUCUAAUAAUUCAUUUCACUUAAUUAGUGUUGUAAUUUUGCUGUCCUUGAA
This is a messenger RNA of Sesamum indicum (sesame), 1260 nucleotides long. The record is from RefSeq and is a predicted model, not a curated record. NCBI's taxonomy places the organism in Eukaryota, Viridiplantae, Streptophyta, Magnoliopsida, Lamiales, Pedaliaceae.